Trichoderma gamsii is the source of this 3084-nucleotide messenger RNA. RefSeq names its product potassium/sodium efflux P-type ATPase, fungal-type. The record is from RefSeq and is a predicted model, not a curated record. Gene Ontology annotation, cellular component: plasma membrane. The transcript has 3 exons. Lineage: Eukaryota; Fungi; Ascomycota; Sordariomycetes; Hypocreales; Hypocreaceae. Gene Ontology annotation, molecular function: ATP binding; ATP hydrolysis activity; P-type calcium transporter activity. Gene Ontology annotation, biological process: calcium ion transmembrane transport; intracellular calcium ion homeostasis. The coding region runs from base 1 to 3084 and encodes 1027 amino acids.
AUGGGAGAGACCGUCAUCGUCAUCACGAAUGGUGCAGAACACGCCAACACCUCGUCGGACUCGUCGACCCUCUCCAGCAGCCAGGACGACAAGCCGCCUAUAGCGGAACCCCCCGACAUAUCAGCUAUAGAGAAGCCGCAGUGUCCUCACACUCUUCCGGCCCGGCGCGUUGCCGAGCUGCUCGAAACCCAUACCGAAGAUGGACUAAGUGACCAGGAGGCCGCCGCUCGCCUUGCGCGGGACGGGCCCAACACUAUCAAGGGAGCCAAGGGCAUCUCCAUCUGGGAGAUAUUUCUCCAGCAGGUUGCCAAUGCCUUGACCGUGGUGCUCAUUGCCGUCAUGGCAUUGUCCUUUGCCAUCCAUGACUUUGUCGAAGGAGGCGUGGUCUUGGCGGUCAUUCUCCUCAAUAUCAUCGUGGGGUUGAUCCAGGACUAUCGCGCUGAGCAGACUAUCCAAUCGCUCUAUGCACUGUCUACCCCUAAAUGCAAAGUCAUUCGAAAUGGCAUCAACGAUACCGUCAAGGCGGAAACCCUGGUCAAGGGCGAUCUGGUCUCCCUUGCCACUGGAGAUGUAGUCCCUGCUGAUCUACGACUGGUCCAGGGCAUCAACCUCUCUACGGACGAGUCUCAUCUCACGGGCGAGUCUGUGGCCAUCAGCAAGAAGCCCGAUGCCGUCUUCAACGACGCAGAGCUACCGAUGGGCGAUCGCUUGAACCUGGUAUACACUGGAAGUUCCGUGACUCGUGGCCGCGCUACAGGUAUCGUCAUUUCCACCGGGAUGGACACCGAGGUGGGCCAGAUUGCCGAGUUGCUGCGACAAAAGAAGACGCAGAAUACCGGCUCUGGACCUGUCCACCGGUUCUUCAUCAACUUGUACCAACGAACCAGGAACGUUCUUGGCUUGGAGGGAACGCCGCUACAGGUCACGCUGAGCAAGUUUGCGCUCUUGCUCUUCGCCCUGGCUAUACUCCUCGCCGUCAUCGUCUUCUCCGUGAGUAAGUGGGAUAUCGACGAUGAUGUCUUGCUAUAUGGCAUCUGCGUUGGCGUCGCCGUCAUCCCAGAGUCCCUCCUUGCCGUGCUUACCGUCACUAUGGCUGUCGCUACCAAGGCAAUGGUCAAGGGCCAUGUAAUUGUGCGCCAGAUGCCGUCGCUCGAGGCCGUCGGUGGCGUGACUAAUAUCUGCUCCGACAAGACGGGCACGCUCACGCAGGGACGCAUGAUUGCUCGCAAGGUCUGGAUCCGCGGCGGCCUUACGGGGCUCAUCGAGGGCACAUCAGACCCCUAUGAUCCCAGCAGCGGCACCGUAUCUUGGUCCGGAUCGCUGGUGGAGACCUGCUUUAGCACGUUUCUCGACUGUCUGGUGCUGUGCAACAAUGCCACUGUUACGGACGGUAGGAAAGAGCUUGAAACCGACUCCAGCAGCGUCACCACAGCUUAUGGGUCUGAAGAGUGGAAGGCCAUAGGAGAGCCUACGGAGAUAGCUCUAAAGGUCUUUGCCUUGCGCUUUGGCAAGAGCAAGACUGCCGGCGAUGAACUCAUCGCGGAGCACCCCUUUGACUCAUCGUGCAAACUCAUGAGUGUAGUCUAUGGUAGCAGUGUCGAUAUUGAUUCCAAGUGCCACGUAUACACAAAGGGUGCUGUUGAGGUAGUUCUGCCAAAGUUGAACGAGUCCGAUGAUCUAAAGCAGGCCAUCCACGCCAAGGCCGAAGAGCUCGCCGCUGAUGGCCUCCGAGUGCUCUGCAUCGCCAAUAGAUCCCUGGACCGAGAAAAGGAAGACGCUCAUGACCGCAACCAAGUCGAGAGCAGCCUCCAGUUUCUAGGACUUGCUGGUCUGUAUGAUCCGCCUCGUCCAGAGACAGCCGGUGCAGUGGCGCAGUGCCGUGAAGCCGGAGUUUCUGUCCACAUGGUCACUGGCGAUCAUAUCAAGACAGCCACUGCCAUUGCAUACGAAGUUGGCAUCCUGACGCGAGGCAUUCCUCUGGGCCCAACGACUGUCAUGUCGGCGGCCGACUUUGGCAACCUCACGGAUGACGAGAUCGAUGCCAUGGACGCCCUGCCACUUGUCAUUGCUCGAUGCAGCCCCCUGACCAAAGUGCGGGUGAUUAAGGCUCUGCACCGCCGAAAGGCGUUUUGCAUCAUGACUGGCGAUGGCGUCAAUGACUCGCCGGCGCUGAAGCAGGCUGACGUGGGCAUAGCCAUGGGCGAUAGGGGAAGCGAUGUGGCUAAAGAAGCGUCGGACAUGGUGCUGACAGAUGACAACUUUGCGUCGAUUGUGACGGGCAUCAAAGAGGGACGCCGACUGGCAGACAAUAUCCAAAAGUUUCUCUUACAUCUACUCACCUCGAAUCUUGCGCAAGUCAUCCUCCUCUUGAUUGGACUGGCCUUCAAGGAUGAACGCAAUAUCGCUGUUUUCCCACUCUCUCCUCUUGAGAUUCUUUGGGCCAACCUGGUCACCUCUUCUCCCCUUGCUCUUGGCUUGGGCUUGGAGGAGGCGCAGCCAGACAUCCUCCAGCGCCCACCCCGCAGUCUGCGCGCUGGCGUCUUCACAAUAGAUUUGAUUCGAGACCAGUUUGUGUACGGGACCUUUAUGGGGUCACUCUGCCUAGCCUCGUUUAUGCUGGUGGCUUAUGCAGCUUCCGGCCGAGGCUAUCACAACCUGCCCAUCGACUGCAACGAGCACGGCCAUGAUGGCUGCGGUCUGGUGUUCCGAGCCCGGGCCUCGACCUUUGCGACGCUGAGCUUCUUGCUUCUCAUCACCGCCUGGGAGGUCAAGCAUUUCCAUCGCAGCCUCUUCAAUAUGGAUGAGAGGUGGAAAGGGCCCCUUUCUGUCUUCAAGACGGUGUACCACAACCGCUUCCUGUUCUGGUCUGUGGUGGCAGGAUUCGCCAUUACCUUUCCGGUUAUCUAUCUCCCUUCUGUGAACAAGUCUGUGUUUAAGCACGAGGCGAUAACGUGGGAGUGGGGAGUGGUAUUUGGCUGUGUGGCAGUGUAUGUUGCGCUGAUUGAAGCCUGGAAGGCGAUCAAACGGCGGUUUGGCCUUGGCGUCGACAGGCAUCCUGUGCUUGAAGCGACCAGCUCGGUGUAA